AUGAAUGCUCGUUUCAAGAACCUAGUGGGUUCGAAACGAAGAAGCUCGUCCAACAACCCCUCGCCCUCGCCCCAGGGCAGCACCACGCCCUCGCAGCGCCCGAACUCGCUCUCCCCGCAGCCCUCCAACACCAGCACCAACAGCCUGCCCCAGCCAGGCCCAGGCCAGCAGCAGUCCAACAUGAAUCCGAACAACCCCCUCGGCCGCCCUCCUUCGUACACGUACGCGCCGCCCAGCGGUCUCCAGCCCGGACAGCAGCCACAAGGCCGUCCCAACAGCCCGCUGCCGCCCAUCAACACGGGCAGCGCCCCCGGAUACCCGCCGCAGCAUGGCCAGCCCAUGGGCUACCCACCGCAGGGCGGGCCCCCUGGCUACCCUCCCCAACAGGGCUACGGAGGCGCUCCACCGCCAGGACAGCAGCCCUAUGGUGCGCCGGUCCCGCCUAGCCAGCAGCUGCAGUACAGGCCUGGCGGCGGCAUGGCAGAGGUCGCGGGCGAGGGUCGCUCCAAGGCCCAGCUGAUCGUGGGCAUCGAUUUUGGAACCACCUUCUCGGGUGUCGCUUUCGCCUUCGCCACAAACACUGAAGCCAAGGAAGACAUCAUCACCGAAUGGCCCGGUGCGGGCAACCAGACAAAGCAGAAGAUUCCUACCGUCCUGUACUACGACCAGUACCAGAAAGUUGUGGGUUGGGGCCCUGAUAUCGCUGACGCCUUGGCCCCCACGGGCUACCCUAAGCCUGGUGUGCAAAAAGUCGAAUGGUUCAAGCUGCAGCUUAUGCUGUCCGGAAACACAUACAUCGACCCCAUCAACCUACCUCCGCUUCCCCCGGGCAAGUCGGAAAUCGAUGUCGCUGCCGACUACCUCUUCCACCUGCGCCAGGCCAUGCGCAACCAGCUGCAGAAGACGCUGGGCGAGGUAUUCAAUAGGGAAGAGCGCAACAUCCGGUAUUACCUGACCGUGCCUGCCAUCUGGAACGAUGCGGGUAAGGCCGCAACACGUGCUGCGGCUAUCCAGGCCGGUUUCCUGCGUGACGAGAACGACAAUAGGUUAACUCUGAUUACCGAGCCCGAAGCUGCCGCCAUGUUCUGUACCAAGACUGGUUUGCUCAACGUCAAGGUGCACGAUGCCGUGCUAAUCGUCGAUUGCGGUGGUGGUACCGUCGAUUUGAUCGCUUACGAGGUUGAGGAAGAGCAACCUUUCUCCGUAGCCGAGUGCACAGCUGGAUCCGGUGACUCGUGCGGUUCAACGGCUCUGAACCGCAACUUCAGCAACAUUUUACGAGCCAAGAUCCGUAAGAUGAAGCUGCCUGACGGCUCGAAAACGGCGGGCAAGGUCUAUGCUAAGUGUAUCAUGGAUUUCGAGAACAGAAUAAAGGCUGAUUUCCGUAACAACGGCCAGAAAUGGGCUGUUGAUGUCGGCAUUGAGGCCGAGUUCCCUGAGGCCGGGAUCGAGGAAGGCUACAUGACCUUCACCAACGAGGAGAUCCUGCAGUGUUUCGAACCCGUCGUGAACCGAAUCUUGGAGUUGGUACGGAACCAGAUCAUCGCAAUCCAGGCACAGAACAGAUCACUACAGAACGUGCUCGUUGUUGGGGGGUUCGGUGCGUCCGAGUACCUCUUUCAACAAAUCAAGCUCCACGUGCCGCCCCAAUUCCAGUCCAAAGUCGUUCGUCCCAUGGAUUCCGUCGCUGCUAUCGUCAAGGGUGCCGUUACAGCCGGUAUCACCGAGCGAAUCGUUACUCACCGUGUUGCUCGACGGCAUUAUCUUAUGGCUACCUUGCAGCCUUUCAAAGAGGGUCACCACCCCGAACAGUACCGUGUUCCGUCGCUGGACGGCAAGGACAGAUGCAAAUACACCCGACAAAUUUUCGUGCAAAAGGGCCAACGUGUCAAGAUUGGCGAGCCUGUCAAGGUUUCCUUCUUCAGACAGGUGGCGCCCGGCGCGACGCUUAUGUACGAAGAUAUACUAUACGCUUGUGACGACGAUGUUUGCCCAGAAUAUACCAAGGACCCACGCAUUAAGGAAGUGGUCACCCUCACAUCAGAUCUCUCCCGAAAGAACCUCGAGAAGGACUUCGAGCGCAUGGACACGCCCCAAGGUACCUUCUACCGUGUGUACUUCGACAUCUACCUCACGCUCGAUGGUUCCGAAUUCAACGCUGAGCUCGUGUGCCAAGGCGAAGUCAUGGGUCGUUGCACAGCCCGAUUCAGGUAG
Molecule: messenger RNA, 2214 nt
Organism: Didymosphaeria variabile
Lineage: Eukaryota; Fungi; Ascomycota; Dothideomycetes; Pleosporales; Didymosphaeriaceae
Exons: 5
Coding region: 1-2214 (737 amino acids)
Molecular function (GO): ATP-dependent protein folding chaperone; ATP binding
Source: RefSeq, a predicted model, not a curated record